UGUCGACAACCAUAAACAAAAAGAUUGUCAUGUCGAUGGUUUUAAAUUUGCAAUAACUUAUCAAUCACUAUUCUGAAUGAUUGAAAUAUGGCCGAAGAUAUAGACGAUUUGCUGGAAGAGGUUGAGUCGAAAUAUUUGACGAAGGACAUUAAAAAGGGGAGGACUGUGAACAAUCAAAAAGAGAAAAGGGAUAAUGAAUAUGACAUAGAUGAUUUACUGGAUGACAUACAAGUAGAACCUAUUCCAAAGGCUUCUAGAUCUGUUCCCAACAAUAUAUCAGAUUUCCGUCCCACCACAGGAAGAAAGUGCUUCCCAGUGUAUCUUGGUGGUUCAAUGUGUUCUCAGGGCAUGGCAAGUUCCGUAAGCCAAAGGGCAUGUGAUAAGCUACGUUGUACUUCAUGUGACUUCAAAGUGUGUUCAUUUGAUAAUUUUGAAUGGAGUAGCGAGACUGACUAUUUGUUCCUCCGGAAUAAUGCUCCAGACUAUGAUAGACUAAAGACAAAUAUGGUACCUAAAAAAGGUUCCCGUGCCUACUGCUGUCAGUGUAGUCACCGCUCAGUCACAGAUAUAACAAAGUUAGGUGACCCUCAACUCAAAUGGGUGUGUGGCAAGCACUGACGUUCAACUCUGCUCUCAAUUUCACCAAGUGGAUUAAUUAUUAUUACCUGUACUGCUCACCUGUUUGUGUGACUCCUGUUACAUGUACAUGUAUUUCUAAUUGUGCAUGAGAGAAUCAAGUAUUGAUUCAAGUUUCACUGAACAAUUUUGAAUAUAUUGAUGUAAAUUUUUUAAAACUGUACAUGUUUAUACAUUGUUGUUUUGUUAAAACAAAGUAUUUAUGUUCAUUUUGAAAAUUGUCAUAUCAUGUUUGGUAAAACACCAUCAUGAAAAAGGUUGUUCAUCAUGAAAAAGGUUGUACUUGUCAAAUUAAACUAGUCACAGCAAAUUAAGGUUAACGAUAAAUUAUUAGUUAUCUUUUCCUUUCACAUUGUCAAGAAAAUAG
Saccostrea cuccullata (small rock oyster) is the source of this 1003-nucleotide messenger RNA. RefSeq names its product cilia- and flagella-associated protein 418-like. The coding region runs from base 88 to 618 and encodes 176 amino acids. The record is from RefSeq and is a predicted model, not a curated record. Gene Ontology annotation, cellular component: cytosol. The transcript is spliced from 6 exons. NCBI's taxonomy places the organism in Eukaryota, Metazoa, Mollusca, Bivalvia, Ostreida, Ostreidae.